CUAGCGUGAAAUAUAAACAAACUUUGAGCGGUCUACAAUGGAGCGUGUAGAAUUUGGUCGUUACAUAUAAAUGUACUAACCGUUUUAUAGAUUAAACCGUUUUAAAUUUUUCCGUCUAAUAAAAUAAUCUCCAAUUAGAAAAAUUCCGUCAAAUAAAUAAUAAAAAAAUAAUUUUGUCUGUUGAGGAUUAAAUAAGGUAAAAUAAGAUAAUUUGGUAAAGGGAAAAUUUGUAUUGAAACACCUUAAAGAUGAAAUACAGUUGGACUGACACUGUUUAUAAAGCUUUCUCAAAGAGCUUCACUCAUGACUAUGGGGAUGAUGCUCUUUCUUUUCUACUCAAAUGUAUAAAAGAUGAAUUUCGUCAAGCAAAGAAAGAUGAAAAUAGCUUGGAAAAAUUAUAUGCCUGCAUUGGAGACUUUUAUAAACAUUUCUGUUGGAAGAUCAAUUGGAAAAGAGAGUCUUUAUGUUCUAUGAAAAAGUCUUGCGUAAUUAUUUUAUCUUACCUCAUUAAGGUUGGUGUCCAAUUAAGUAAAGGCAAAUUAUCUUCAAAAUGGAUAAACAAUAUUUUAGCUGCUAUGAACAUUUUCCCUGGUCCAUUGGAACUGAUGUAUGAUUCUCUCGUCCUCAUUAAUAAUGUCAAGAAAAAAUGUCGACCAUCUUUUACUGCAGUUCUUAAUCAUUUUCUUUUCACUAAUAAGCUGAAAGUAUCUAAAGCAGAAGAUUACUUCAAGGUUAUGCUGCUGCUCAAAACAGUGAAAUUCCUGUCAAAGAACAAAUUAGAGAGAGCAAAGGUUGUUGCACUUGCUUCAAAGAUUCACAUUCCUUCAGACAUUAAGUCUUGGCUCAUGUCCCAUGAAAUAGAAAAUUUAACCAACGUAAACAAUAAAUUGUUUACAAAAGUGUUUCUUAAUAAUAUGAAACUUCCACAAGAAUUUUUUGUACAAUUGCGAAAAGCAUUACUGAUUGAAGUGAAAGUCAAAGAAGACUUUUAUUUACCUAACAAUGUUAAAGACUCAUUUGUAGUUGGUACAGGAAUAAAUAGUCAGUGUGAUUUUACCAUUGAAAACAUUGCAGAAACACCCGUUAUCAAAAACGAUGCAAACAUUUUUGUCGAUUCUUCACCUGCCAGUGUCUCGUUAGUGAAAAGAAAGAGGAAGAAGGAAAUGUUAACUAAUUUAAGUACGGAAGAUAGUAUUGAUUCAACUGCAUUAGUUGAUCCUUCAUCUCCUGGUAUCUCAGUUAUAAAAAGAAAGAAGAAGAAAAAGGACAUGUUAACCAAUUCAAGUGCUGAAGAUAGUAUUGAUUUAAGUGCGACAGCUGAUCCUUCAUCUACUGGUACCUCAAUUGCAAAAAGAAAAAAGAAGAAUAGGGACAGGUUAACAAAUUCAUGUAUUGAAGAUAGUAUUGACUCAACUACAUUAGUUGAUCCUUCCUCUCCUGGUGUCUCAUUUGUAAAUGGAAAGGACAAGCUAACAAAUUUAAGUAUCGAAAUUAGUAUUGAUUUAAGUGCAUUAGUUGAUCCUUCAUCUCCUGGUAUCUCAGUUGUUAAAAGAAAGAAGAAGAAAAAGGACAUGUUAACCAAUUCAAGUGCUGAAGAUAGUAUUGACUCAACUGCAUUAAUUGAUUCUUCAUCUCCUGGUAUCUCAGUUGUUAAAAGAAAGAAGAAGAAAAAGGACAUGUUAACAAACUCAAGUACUGGAGAUAGUGUUGAUUCAACUGCAUUAGUUGAUCCUUCAUCUUCUGGUGCCUCUGUUGUAAAAAGAAAGAGGAAGGACAAGUUAUUAAAUUCAAAUGUUACUAAGAAUAGAAACAUCACAACACAGGAGCUUGUUGAAGAAGAAUCGUCAAUUUUACCUCAGUUGUAUAAUGAAACUAAAGGUAAAGUUGGUCAAGAAUUUUUUGACCUAAGUAGCAAGACAAAAGAAGCAAUGAGCAACACCUUUUCAGAGAGAAAAAUCAAAGUAGAUUCUUGUUCAUCAAAUAGCGUUAACAGCUCAUUUCUCAUUGAUGCUGGAGUGGUGAAUCAAUAUGAAUCUGCCAUUGAUAUAGCAGCAGAAACAGCCCUUGUUGAAGAUGAUUCAAAAAUGCCUGUUGAUUCUUCAUUUGAUAUCUGUACAAAUAUUCCACACAUAGGUAAAAAGAGAAAAAAAAUCGAGUUAACUGAGCCUUUAGAUACAGAAGAUAAUAGUGAAUCAAAUUUGAUUCUUAAGCACUUACCUGGGCCUGAUAAUGAAAUUGUAGAAAAUAAUGAGCAUGAAAAGGCCACUGCUCAAAGGCUUGAGACAGUAUCAAUUUUGCAACCUCCGAGUCCUGAAUCCAAAGCAGAAGAAAAUAAAGUAAAAUCAAUUUCUGAUUCUAAAAUAAAAUUUGAUCAAGUAAAAUCGAUUCCAUCAUCUCUAAAUCUUGAAACUGAAAUUAAACAUCAUCAUGAAGUACCAUUAGAGGAAUAUAUAAAAGCUAAUGAAACAAUGCCAAAUUCUGAAAGAAUUACUCUUUCUGAAGAUAAGCAUACAGAUUUUUGUGAAAAGCAAAGUAGUAUACGAAUCCCGUCCCAUUCAACUGAAGCUAUACCAAUUUGUUUGUGUGGUGAUGAAAAAGAAGAAAGUGUGCAUGAUGGAAAAAAUAGAAACGUAAAAUUAAUUGAAUUGCAUCCAUCACAUUUUAUAUCCGAAGAUCUUGUUAAAGUGCAACCAAUAAUUAGUGGAAAUAAUGAUAUAAGUUUGAACAAAGUAGAAGUUGUUCAUGAUAAAAAUGACCUAAUUAAUAAUAAAACUGUUGAUGUAGAAGUUGUUCAAGAUAAAAAUUAUCCAAUUAAUAAUAAAACUGUAGAUUUUAGCGCUGAAUGCUCAUUGAUAGGUAAUGCUGAUCACUCUGAUGAAGUCUCAAAAAUAUCUAAAAUAAACUCUGUUAGUGAUAAUUCUUCCAUCAACUUGGAAGAAAAUAUUAAUGAAACUAAAAAAGUUGAAUAUUCUACUGUUUAUUUGCAUGUUUCUGAAACUUGCGCAGAAGCGUUUCAUGUUAUGAGUCCUGAAACACUACCAAAGAACUUAGCUCCAGAGACGUCAGAAAACGAACUUUCAAAUCGAAAUUUCAACGAUUCCAUUGUUUCUUGUUUGUUUGGCAGGGAUAAACAAAGUCAAAAUAAUGAGAUGCCUGCAGAAAACAAAGAGGCAAGUCCCAAUAGGCUUGGUAAUUAUAUUGAGGGUGUAUUAUACAAACUUGUAGAUGAGGUAGUUAGUAAAAUAAAUAAUACAGAUGAGAGUUGUUUGGAAACUUCUAAAGAAAAAUCUUGCCAAUUAAACUUACCACCUAUUGAGUCCUCCGCAAAUGUUAAUAUAAGUAAAUCUGAAUUUUUCUCUGUUACCAGCAGUAGUUGUCAAACUUUCUCUGAGAUUUCUAAACAAACUGCAGUUGAUAGUGAAGAGUACAAUAUCCUAUCUGAAGCAAAAAGUAAUUUGCUUGAUUAUAGAGGUGAUUGUUCUAAGCUUGAAGUCAGUCAAAAUAAUGCAGUGUUUCUUGAAUCGGAUUUCGGAAUCGAAGACACCGAGGACAUUUCUGAUAAUGAAUCACUCUUUGGGGAGCACUCAUUUGAUGAGUAUUCUCAAUUACACGAUUUAGGGAUUCAAAAUGAAAAUUCUUGUCUGAUUCCAGUUGAUGACUGCAUCCAAUCAAAAUGUAAUUUAGGCUUCCAGCCUGAUGAAGCUGCAAGCUCUGUUGCAAAGUCGCCUCGUUCGAGCGUGGAAGUCGAACGUGAUUACGAGAAUACUUCCGAUGCUGAUUGUGCCGAAAGAGAACUUAUCCGAGAUUCGGAAGUAGGAAAAUUAUUUCUUGCCAGUACUGAAAAUGAAGAUCUACCAUUUUCUGAAAGUAGUCGUGAAGUUUCGUCGGAAGAUCCGAAUGGGCAUGAUUUCCUUAAAAAUAAAGUGGAAAACCGUUUUUAUGAUGCUGAUAACAAUGAACCUGUAAUGAAUAAGUCCGAGGAACUAUUAGAACUUACAGAAACGUCUGCAAAUAGGAAUUCCAGUUAUGCUAGAGUAUUUUCAGAAGAGGUACUACAGCCUGUUGUUAGUAUAAAAAAAUUAGAAAAUAUUUGUGAUACUUACGAUGAAUUGAAGCGAAGUGAAAAUAAAGAAAAUUUGAGCUGCAGUGAUAGUAACAUCCAUACGGCUCAAGAGUUAGAACUUGAACAAUCAAAUCCUCAAAUUGCUAAUGAUGAAAGUUCUCUGCCAAAAUCUGCAGAUCAUUCUCAGGAUUCCCUCAAGCCUCCAAAUAAUACUAUAGAAAAGGAUUGCUUGGUUUUGGACUAUCCCAUUCAAGGUAAAGAUUUAUCUACGUCAACAGGACACUUGGAACUUCCUCUGGCUGUCUCACCUGUAAAGCAACUUAGAGUUUUAAGACAGCGCAAGGCGAAUCCAACUAACCCCUCAACUUCUCUUAAUAGGAAGAAAAAACUGAAGAUUGAUCACAGUGACCCCGUACUGACUUCUAAUCUCAGUCGAUUGACAUUGAAUUCACCCUCCAGAACUGGACCUGCCGUCUCCCGAGUUGGUGCUCAGGAGAGCAAACUUCUCAGAAAGAAGAAAGAGGAUAUCCAAAUAAGUGAUAGUCAACCAGAAUCAAAUAAAGGUUACAAUUUAAGGUCCAGAAAAUCUUUGAUACAACCGGGCAAGUUAAAAUGCUAAAAAAUAAAGCAUCUGAGUGAGAAAUUCAACAUUACGCAUCCUUCUGUUGCUAUAACCAGUCAUGUAUUAUAACAAAUUUGCCAAUCAAAGAGUAUUUUUGAAACACUUCCAAUUCUUGUAAAAAUAAAAAUAAAAAUUGUUUGUUUUUUGA
Parasteatoda tepidariorum (common house spider) is the source of this 4833-nucleotide messenger RNA. RefSeq lists its product as uncharacterized. The record is from RefSeq and is a predicted model, not a curated record. NCBI's taxonomy places the organism in Eukaryota, Metazoa, Arthropoda, Arachnida, Araneae, Theridiidae.